This is a messenger RNA of Sciurus carolinensis (gray squirrel), 3506 nucleotides long. It is a transcript of the gene Mipep, whose product is annotated as mitochondrial intermediate peptidase. Bases 813 to 2786 code for a protein of 657 amino acids. Gene Ontology annotation, cellular component: mitochondrion. The transcript is spliced from 19 exons. The record is from RefSeq and is a predicted model, not a curated record. Gene Ontology annotation, molecular function: metalloendopeptidase activity. Lineage: Eukaryota; Metazoa; Chordata; Mammalia; Rodentia; Sciuridae. Gene Ontology annotation, biological process: peptide metabolic process.
UGAGGAGCCAGGCUGCAAAACACGUUGCACUGUGGAGUGUCUUUUGCCCUCUUGAUAACCUUGCUUGUUACGUCUUUGAGGGGCCUAGCUAAAGGGGGGCUGGGCGGACGACCUUUAGUGGCCCCUUCCCAAACUGGGGUCCUGGAACUGCAUCUGCGUGAACAGCCAGUUACAAGUGCAUUUAAAAUACUUGGUUCCGGCGGAGGCAGUGAAUUCGGUCUGCAGGUCCCGCCCUCUCCUCAUACUCAGCCCCACCCCCGCCCAAGUUCACUUUUGCUUCAAACCUGUAAGAGGCCUUGCCCUGUGAGUUCACAGUCUGUAUGUAGCGGGUUGUCCUUUCGGAGAGACACACUUGUUUUUAGACACGUAAAUUGUAACCCCAUUGAUCCCCUAAUUUCCAUUAUCCAUUCGUUUAUCAUUUCAAAGCUCUAUUCUUGUAUGUUUUCUUUUAAAACCCAGAACCCAGUUGAGACGAGCCUAAUUUCUAUAGUGCAUUGGAGUGAUCACAUUGAUUUACCUUAGCAAGUCAUUAGACUGGGUGGUUUUGGUUCUUAUUUCUGUAUCCAUCCUGCCUAUCAUGGUGUCUGGCUCAGCAGGCACUCCUGAAUGAAUCAAUGAAUGAAUGAAUGAACGAACAAACGAAGGAACCAACGAAUGAAAGGUUAAAGAAAGGCAAGCUUGAAAAGGACUUACCUGAUGCCUGUUUUACUCUGCAUAUAUAGAUUUUGUUUAAGUUAAGGGUUAAUUUUAUUUUUGCCUUUCACAAUUUCUUCGUUGUACCAUUGCCUUCCUUAUAAAGAGGAAUCUAGGAUAUGUUUGCAGUGAACUUAAUGGGUCUUUUUGGAGUUCCUGAGCUCAGCACACCAGAGGGCUUUUAUAUUGCACAAGAAGAAGCCUUGAGGAAGACAGAGUUGCUGGUGGAGCGUGCAUGUUCUACCCCACCUGGGCCCCAGACUGUGCUGAUCUUUGAUGAGCUCUCUGAUGCUUUGUGCAGGGUGGCUGACUUGGCUGAUUUUGUGAAAAUUGCACACCCCGAGCCAGCAUUCAGAGAGGCUGCGGAAGAAGCCUGUAGAAGUAUUGGCACCAUGGUAGAAAAGUUGAACACAAACGUGGAAUUAUAUCAAAGUUUGCAGAAAUUACUCUCUGAUAAAAAGCUUAUGGAUUCCCUUGAUGUAGAAACCAGGCGAGUGGCCGAACUGUUUAUGUUUGAUUUUGAAAUCAGCGGAAUCCAUCUAGAUGAAGAAAAGCGUAAAAGAGCAGUGGAUCUUAAUGUUAAAAUCUUGGAUUUGAGUAAUAAAUUUCUCAUGGGAACCAACUUUCCUAACAAGAUUGAGAAGCAUCUCUUACCAGACCACAUUCGCCAUAACUUCGUACGUGAUGGGGAUCAUGUGAUAGUUGAUGGUCUACAUGCAGAAGCACCAGAUGACUUGGUUCGAGAAGCUGCUUAUAAGAUUUUUCUUUAUCCCAAUGCCAGUCAAUUGAAAUAUUUAGAAGAAUUGCUAAGCAACAGAGACCUUCUGGCAAAGUUAGUAGGCUAUUCUACAUUUUCCCACAGGGCUCUCCAAGGAACAAUAGCUCAAAAGCCAGAGACUGUUAUGCAGUUCCUUGAGAAACUAUCUGACAAACUUUGUAAAAGAACUAUAAGAGAUUUUGAGAUGAUGCGACGGAUGAAAAUGAAACUAAAUCCUCAAAAUUCUGAACUGAUGCCUUGGGAUCCCCCUUACUACAGUGGUGUGAUUCGUGCAGAGAGGUAUAAUAUCGAGCCCAGUUUAUAUUGUCCAUUUUUCUCCCUUGGAGCUUGCAUGGAAGGCCUGAAUAUUUUGUUUAACAAACUGUUGGGCAUUUCAUUAUACGCAGAGCAGCCUGCAAAAGGAGAGGUGUGGUGUGAAGAUGUCCGAAAACUGGCUGUCGUUCACGAAUCCGAAGGAUUGUUGGGGUACGUUUACUGUGAUUUUUUCCAGCGAGCAGACAAACCACAUCAGGAUUGCCAUUUUACAAUUCGAGGAGGCAGGUUAAAAGAAGAUGGAGACUAUCAGCUCCCAGUUGUAGUUCUUAUGCUGAAUCUUCCCCAUUCCUCAAGGAACUCACCCACCUUGUUAACUCCUGGAAUGAUGGAAAAUCUUUUCCAUGAAAUGGGGCAUGCCAUGCAUUCUAUGCUGGGACGAACUCGGUACCAGCAUGUCACUGGGACCAGAUGCCCCACUGAUUUUGCGGAGGUUCCAUCUAUUCUGAUGGAGUACUUUUCAAAUGAUUAUCGAGUGGUUAACCAGUUUGCCAGACAUUAUCAGACUGGGCAGCCAUUGCCAAAAAAUAUGGUGUCUCGGCUCUGUGAAUCUAAGAAAGUUUGUGCUGCUGCUGAUAUGCAACUUCAGGUCUUUUAUGCCACUCUGGAUCAGAUCUACCAUGGGGAACAUCCCCUGAGGAAGCCAACCACAGACAUCCUUAAGGAAGCACAGGAGAAAUUUUACGGCUUACCCUAUGUUCCAAAUACCGCCUGGCAGCUGAGAUUCAGCCACCUUGUGGGCUAUGGUGCCAAAUAUUAUUCUUACUUGAUGUCCAGGGCUGUAGCAUCCAUGGUUUGGAAAGAAUGUUUUCUACAGGAUCCUUUUAACAGGGCCGCCGGGGAGCGCUAUCGCCGGGAGAUGCUGGCGCAUGGUGGGGGCAAGGAGCCCAUGCUGAUGGUUCAAGGUAUGCUUCAGAAGUGUCCUUCUAUUGAUGACUUUGUGGACGCCCUUGUUUCUGACUUGGAUCUGGACUUUGAAACUUUCCUCAUGGAUUCUGAAUAAUGGAAAUACCUUGGAUCUUUUCAAAGUCUUGUCAAUAUUAACUUUCUUAUAAAUACUAUUGCCGUGAGAACUCAUUUCUGAUUUCAGUAUUCGCUUAUGUAAUAACUCUUUAAACUUUAAAUAACAAACCUUAAACUUAUGGAACUUUAAAUAAAUAACUUGUUUGAAUUAUACUAGCUUUUCACCUGUUUUGGCAAAUUUUAGAACAUAUGGUAAUCUACUCAGCAAACUAGUAAAAACUGCACUUCUACAUGGAGUUGAUAAAUGUUAAAGUUCAGUCAUUUCUGUAUUGUGACCAUUUCCCCUCAAUAUCUCCCCUUCUUGUUGAUUUUUAGUUGGUUAUAUUAGAGACUUAGUUAAAAGCAUAAUUAGUUUAGUUUAGGACAUAGGUUCAAACAGUCUUCAGACGGAUCACACAUAGUUUUUGGAGAAUAAUUGCCAUUUCUUAAGACCAUUAUAUUAAAGAACUUGUGAUUACUUGCAUUGACUUUUCUGAGUCAGGGACUCAGGGACUACACAGAUGGACUCAGAACUGAGAGGUGUUGAACUCAUACUUUUCUGGCUUGAUUUUGAAAGUACCAUUAAUGUGCAUGCCAAGGCCAAGCACCAGGUACCCAGAGAAUCCAGGAUUUAAACCAUGUCUGUCUUUAUCCAGAACCCAGCUGCUUUCCUCUGUUGCAUACUGUGUUAUUGCAUACUUGUUAAUAUCAGGAAAGAAAC